AUGAAGCUUCCCUGGCUUCUGUCCCCACUCACUCUCGGGCUGGGAGUUAUCGCCCAGUCCUUUGUUUCGCCGCCAACCAAGGUCGAAGUGAUGCUCUCCAAGAAAUUUCCUGGAGCCAAGAUUUCGUACAAGCAAGUUCACAACCUGUGCGAGACAACCGAAGGUGUCAAAUCCUUUUCUGGCUAUGUUAGUCUCCCAAGGGACUUUAUCCCUGAUGCCAAAGACUGGGACGAGGACACUUCGGGAAACUUCUUCUUCUGGUACUUCGAGGCUAGAAAUGACCCCGAGAAUGCGCCCACCUCCAUCUAUCUCGGCGGAGGCCCUGGAUACACUUCCUUUGACGGUUCCUCCGUAUUCCCCUGCUACGUGAACCCCGAUUCAAACUCGACGACUCUCAACAAACACUCUUGGAACAACCAUGUCAAUAUGCUCUACAUCGAACAGCCUCUUGGCACUGGCUUCUCCUAUACAAAGAUUGAGAAUGGCACUUAUGAUACUUUGACAGGAGAAUUUACUCCUGUAGUGAAUGGAGAGACCUUGCCAGAGCUGAACGUUACAAACCUGCAGGCCACACUACAGACUGCUGGCAUUGGAGACACGAUGAACACCACCAAGACGGCCGCGAGAACUCUUUGGCGGUUUGCACAGGUGUGGUUCAACGAGUUCCCCGAGAGGGCCACAAAUAACGAUGAAAUUGCUAUCUGGGCAGUGUCGUACGGUGGUCUCUACGCACCCGUCUUUAGUUCCUACUUCAUCGACCAGAACAAGAAGAUCGAAAAAGGAGACCCUCCGGUCGCCAACUCGACCGCCCUCAACUUGGUUACAGUUGGAUUGUUGAAUGCCAUGGUGGACAUACGUUCCAUGGCCUUGGGCUUUCCAGACUUUGCGCUCAACAAUACCUACGACCUUCCGGUCUAUCCCGAGGAGGUGGCUGAAAUGGUACUCGGGAAUAUCACCGCGCCUGACGUCGGCUGUCUCGCUCUGGUCGACAAAUGCAGAGCUGCCGUAGCGAAGGGCGAUCCAGAAAGCACGGGAACCAACAACGAAGUCAAUGAAAUUUGCCUCAAGGCAAUGGGAGUCUGCUUUGGCGCGGUCACGAUUUAUGACCAAGUAUCACCUUAUCAUCAUUUUGAUAUCACUUUGAAUAAGUACGCUUCAUUUCCUACCGAGUAUGAAACUGCCUUGCUCAACCAGCCCUGGGUGCAACAAGAGCUAGGUGUGCCUUUGAACUACACGCGAGGCAACAAUGAGAUUGAGGCUGCCUUUCUUGGACGGACUGGUGACAUGGUUCGCUACGGCCUCGAGUACAUUGGCCAUCUUCUCGAGAACGGCGUCAACAUUGCCAUGAUCAACGGAGAUAGGGAUUUCCGCUGCAAUUGGUUUUCGGGAGAAAACGCCUCGCUAAGCAUUCCAUUCGCCGAAGCUCACCAGUUCGCCGCUGCUGGAUAUCAACCCAUCAUGACUAAUGCCUCCUACGAAGGAGGCUUCGUUCGUGAACACGGCAAUCUCUCAUUCUCACGAGUGUUUCAAGCCGGUCACAGCACGGGCGGUUAUCAGCCUGAGACCGUGUCUGCCAUCUUCGAGAGGGCAAUGCUCAGAUCUGAUGUUGCAACUGGAGAGAUUAAACUUGCCAAGACCCCUCACUACGCAUCUAAGGGAAAGGCAAGCGUCAGAGACGUCAAGAACAAGCUGCCUGAGUUGAUUGAGAACAUCUGCUAUGUCUUGCAGCCUGGCGAUACAUGCACACCUGAGCAGCUUAAGGCCCUGAAGGAGGGCACCGCCGAAACGGAAGACUGGGUUGUUGUGGAGCCGGCCGGGACGAAGGGGGAACGCGUCAUGGAGGGUAAGGGUGGCGAUGGAGAGAAAAAUAGCUCAAAGGGAUCCAGCCAAGAUGGAAGCCAGACGACGACAUCUGGUGGCGUUCGUCUGACUGAUAGCUUGACUUUUGCUUUUCUCCUGGUGGUGGCGACGGUCAUUGUUUGA
Messenger RNA from Fusarium keratoplasticum, 1983 nucleotides. RefSeq lists its product as uncharacterized. Gene Ontology annotation, cellular component: fungal-type vacuole. The transcript is spliced from 6 exons. NCBI's taxonomy places the organism in Eukaryota, Fungi, Ascomycota, Sordariomycetes, Hypocreales, Nectriaceae. The record is from RefSeq and is a predicted model, not a curated record. Gene Ontology annotation, molecular function: serine-type carboxypeptidase activity. The coding region runs from base 1 to 1983 and encodes 660 amino acids. Gene Ontology annotation, biological process: proteolysis.